Mercenaria mercenaria is the source of this 2586-nucleotide messenger RNA. RefSeq lists its product as uncharacterized. The transcript has 10 exons. The record is from RefSeq and is a predicted model, not a curated record. The coding region runs from base 737 to 1792 and encodes 351 amino acids. Lineage: Eukaryota; Metazoa; Mollusca; Bivalvia; Venerida; Veneridae.
CCUUGAUUUCGUAAAUCUUAAGUCUUGACUUACAGAUUAGGACAUGUUCUAUUUCGUAAGUUUUGCCUUACGUACCAACCACGUUGACAAGCAACAAAUUGGUAAAUAAUUAGUUGAUAAGAGGCAAGUGAAUGAAAUUCCAGAAACAACUGCCCAAAAAAUAAACACAAAUCUGAAAAUAAAAUAGCUUCUAAUGCAUAAUGGAAAAAGGAUGACACUGAAAAGUUAAAUGAUUUGAGCCGCGCCAUGAGAAAACCAACAUAGUGCGUUUCCGACCAGCAUCCGCGCAGUCUGGUCCAUGCUGUUCGCUAACGGUUUCUCUAAUUGCAAUAGACUUUGAAGGCAAAACGAAAUAGUACAUGUCCUAAUCUGUAAGUCAGCUGUUACCUAUUGUAGUACACACAUAAGAAUUUGAGUAGCCGCGGAGCAGGGCUUUAAAAUUCAGCAUUUGAUAACUUUACGAGCAUAAAACAUCUCUGCUUAUCUCUUUAGUUAGUUUAUCUUGGUAUGUGGUAUAAUUCAAAGACAAUUCAUGAGGCGUGACCUACCCGCUGUCCUGGGUGUUUACCGCAGUAUUGCUAUAUGCUAUUUUGAUUGCAGAGGAUAAGGAUUAUCAAUAUACCUUAUUUGUCGUAUCUGCAAUAUGGAUUAUGUGCAGUAGAGUUGUAUAGUUUCGACAUAUUAAAAUAGAACUGUUAUAAUUAAGUAACGUAAACAGAAAUGAUAGAAAAAAUUAAUGGGGAACAUUAGUACCAAAUACGCUAGAGGGGAGCAAGUCAGAUCAGAAAAUGCAGUAACUUUACGAAAGGACUUACACGGACCAGAAGAUGCAGAAACCAUACGACAGGGGUUAGACGGACCAGAAGAUGCAGUAACUAUACGACAGGGAUUAGACGGACCAGAAGAGGAGGUAGAUGAAUCAGAAGAGAGAGUUACUAGAAGAGAAGAAUCAAACAGUAUCAACAGCAACGAACAAGUAGUAGAAAGACAUACUGAGCAAAAUCUUACAGGAGCAAACACAAAAGGCCUUUGCAAUCGUAAUAGAUUGGUAGGAUUGAUUAUUGUUUUAGCCGUUUUACUAGUGGCAGCGUUAGUAGCGUUAACAGCGUUAGCAGUUAACAUACAUUUUGCAAAGCGAAAUGCGGAAUCAUUGGCAACGCAAGUGUUGAUGCUUAGUACUGACUUAAACGCUGAUUUACGUAUAAGUACAGAGAAUAUUUCGUGUGAAAGGCCUUCAUGCAUCAUCUGUAAAACAGAAGUUAUGCCUCAUUUUGAAGCGUUACAUUGUGCUGUAUCUGUAAAGAAUGGCUCUUGUAUAAUGUGCGGAGGAAAGUGCAUGAUACUUCAGGGCUUACUAGACAAGGUGAAACAAAAUGCGACACAUGCGUGCAAGAAACCAAAAAUUGAAUUAAAUUGUUGUAUACUCGCAAUCGUGGGUAACCUCUCACACCAUUGCGAAGGAGGGUAUCUCUGCUACAACAAGAUAGUACACGACCAUCAUAACCAGUCAGUACACGAACCUGUAUGUAGGUGCCCGCCUGGAAGUCGAUCAGAACACUGUAAGAAACCAUAUACUGAAGCGGCUGAUUGCAGAUGUUUUAGAUCCACGCGGAAGUUUUGUGGUCAAAAGCAAAUAACACAUUGUGACAAUGUAAACUGGUCGACGUGCCAUAUGACUAGAUCAGAAUUAGGCGAACAAUACAACUGUCUUUGUAAUAAAUCAACAGGAACAGAUGACCAUUCCGCACAGUGUACACCAUCUGAUUCUGAUAGUACGAAAGAUCUUGGCUGAAGGAGAACAACUAAAAACCUUUUGUAAACAAAAUGUAUAUAUUGGAUGUAGCAACCAACUUUGUAUAUAAAUUGUUAAUACAAAUUGUCGUCAGCAUAUGCUACGGAGGAUGUACAUCUGGUUUCACGGACAAAAGCAGCUGACCAUGACAAAAUUGUUGACAAUUUCAAUUAGUAUACUGAGUAAAGUCUACAGUAAUAUAAUUCUUUCGAUCUGCAAACAGAUUUUGCGAGUCGUUUUCAACGGAAAACGUAGUUGGAAGACGAGGGUAAAGCACUGUAACGAUGGACUCGUUGGUUGUGAUAAUUGCCAUCGGUUAUGGUACCCUCUUUAAUGUCCCUUAACAUGUGGUGAUGUCUGAAUUGAAGAAUUCUGCAAGGCAAGAGAAGCCUACAUUACAUUUAUAUUCAAAUCAGAAAUACUAUAAAAAUGACAAACGAGAUUGUGGCGGAUGGAAAGGGAUAUAACUGGUAAUACAUGUACAAUAAUACAUAGUGUACGUAGAAGCCUACAUUACAUUUAUAUUCAAAUUAGAAAUACUAUCAAAAUGACAAACGAGAUUGCGGUGGAUGGAAAGGGAUAUAAUUGGUAAUACAUGUACAUAAUGUAAUAACUAACAUAUAGUUUAGAAAUGCUUACAAAAUGUAUAAUGACAGUAGCGACUUGAUAUUGAUUUACAAACGCUUUAUAUAAAUGAGUUUUAUUCUGAGUGUCAAUUCAUUUAGAUACCAUGACAACUUAAGAUUAUCGUUAUCAAUGGAGUAAACAAAAUAACAAAAAAAAAAAAAGAGAAA